Aspergillus steynii IBT 23096 is the source of this 533-nucleotide messenger RNA. RefSeq lists its product as uncharacterized. The transcript has a single exon. The record is from RefSeq and is a predicted model, not a curated record. Lineage: Eukaryota; Fungi; Ascomycota; Eurotiomycetes; Eurotiales; Aspergillaceae. Bases 126 to 452 code for a protein of 108 amino acids.
AUCGCGGCCAUGCACUCCGAACCUUGACGGGACGGGACGACCACGGGAGCCAAAACCGCCUCCCUCAAGUGAAGACCUCAAUCGUCACUCCAUUGCCAACCAAGCUGCAACUAGUUGACGGGUAGAUGGGGUUUGUCGGUAUAUGCCGUGCUCUGGUCCCACCCCACACACCGCAUCUUUCCUCCGCCAUCAUGCUUGAAACCCACGACGGAGGAAAGCAUGGAAACCAUGCCAGUAGGUACGGUACGGUACAUCUCCAUACAGUCCGGAGGGGAGAUAACAUCAGCCUGGCAUACCGAGCCUUACCCCCGGUGUCGUUACUUGCGCCGCAGCAAGUUUUGGCCGGGCAAACGAUGGCAGCAGAUUGGAAUGAGGGCGUUGAUUGGGUUGGGGGUUUGACAGCAUUCCAUGUCCAAGGUAAAGUCUUCACGGAGCAGCUGAAGGCGAGCUAAAAGAUGCCACCCACAUUCCCAGAUCCGCGGCAUUCCAAAUCAUGGAUAGCUGAGCGAGCUCGAGGAAUGACCGAUAACGAG